Molecule: messenger RNA, 1977 nt
Organism: Myotis daubentonii (Daubenton's bat)
Lineage: Eukaryota; Metazoa; Chordata; Mammalia; Chiroptera; Vespertilionidae
Gene: NEIL1
Product: nei like DNA glycosylase 1
Exons: 8
Coding region: 511-1665 (384 amino acids)
Biological process (GO): base-excision repair
Cellular component (GO): nucleus
Molecular function (GO): zinc ion binding; DNA N-glycosylase activity; damaged DNA binding
Source: RefSeq, a predicted model, not a curated record
UAAUAAUUCUGUUUAUAAGUUAUGUGUGACUGUGCGUUGAUACUUAGUGCCACCACUGGGUCCCCAGGGCCUGCGUUUAUCGCGCACCUGCGUGCUCCCUGCGCACAUCUGGCAGGAGCCUCUGCUUAGGGACAGGGAUGCUGUUUCAGGCUGGGAGUGCUGACCUGUCACUAGCCUGGUGACUUCUCCAGCCACGGACAGCUGCGACGCAGGACCUCGGACCUCACCCCGGAUCCCGCAGGCGCCAUCUUCCCAGCCAGGUGACUGCCCCAAAGCCUUUCCUACACCCCGGACUCUCAGCUCCGGGACCCCAACCCGAAGGCCUGGGCCCCUGCCCCAGGAACUACAUUUCCCAGCGGGCGCUGGAGCAGCAACCGGUUUGGGAUGUGCUCUUCAGCACGGCUCCGCCCCUCGACUGCAACCCCCUAGUGGCCGCAGGUUGGCGGAGAGGGACGUGGGGCGCAGGUAACCCGGCGGGAGACGGCUUCCGGGCCAUCCUCCCCACACAAAAUGCCUGAGGGCCCUGAGCUGCAUCUGGCCAGCCAGUUUGUGAACGAGGCAUGCAGGGGGCUGGUGUUUGGCGGGUGUGUGGAGAAGUCACCCAUCAGCCGCAACCCUGAGGUGCCCUUUGAGAGCAGUGCCUACUACAUCUCAGCCUCAGCCCGUGGCAAGGAGCUUCGAUUGACACUGAGCCCCCUGCCUGGGGCCCAGCCCCCACAGGAGCCACUGGCCCUCAUCUUCCACUUUGGCAUGUCUGGAUCCUUCCAGCUGGCACCCAGCAAUGCAUUACCACCCCAUGCCCAUCUGCGCUUUUACACGGCUCCUCCUGGUCCCCAACUCACCCUCUGCUUCGUGGACAUCCGCCGCUUUGGCCACUGGGAGCUCACAGGCGAGUGGCAACCAGGCCGCGGGCCAUGUGUCUUGCUGGAGUAUGAACAGUUCAGACCGUGUCCCUCCAGGGAGAAUGUGUUACGAAACCUGGCAGACAAGGUCUUUGACCGGCCCAUCUGUGAGGCCCUCUUGGACCAGAGGUUCUUCAAUGGCAUUGGCAACUACCUGCGGGCAGAGAUUCUAUACAGGCUGAGGAUACCCCCCUUUGAGAAGGCCCGCACUGUUCUGGAGGCACUGAAGCAGCACAGGCUGGCGGCAAGGGCUAUGGGCAAGCGAGAGGGGAGGAGGAUUUUGCACCCUUUCGAGCCUGGCUGCGGUGCUAUGGCACGGUGGGCAUGCGCUCCCUGCGGGACCGGCACGGCCGUACCAUCUGGUUCCAGGGGGAUCCUGGACCUCUGGCACCCAAAGGGGGCAAGUCCCAUAAGAAGAAAUCCAGCAGAGCACAGCGGGGUCCUGAGGAUGGAGUGGAGGAUCAUCCGCCCCCAAGCAAGGCCCCUUCCAGGACACGAAGGGUAUGGAGAGGCCUUCCUGAGCAAACAACAGCCCAGCAGCCUGAGGGUACCAGCCUCCAAGACCCAAAAGUCCCCCCAAUCACUGAGAAAGGGAAGAGGAGAGGGCGAAGGGCCAACUCAGGUGGGCCUUCCUGAGCAUUUUCCUCUGGAGAUGGAAGGGGCACCACCAAACGGGGCUUUCCAGAAGGAAAGGAUGGCAGCACGGGCAGAGGUUACUUGUGGAAAGGAAGGCUGUCCGGGCAAUCUUCAACCUGGGGUCUGAGUUGCCUGUCCUCCCCAUAGGCUGCUGCAGACCUUAAAAGAUAGACUGCCAUCCCAUCUUUGGAGCCUGAGGAGACCUCAGCCUCUUAGCAGGAGGAUCUCCUUGCUUGCACCUAUCCCUUCCUGCUGCCUUGCCUUGGAUCUGGGGGCUUGUGUGGCUUUCUAGAAGCAUGCAACAGGUUAAAGGGGCUAGAUGCCUGUGACCUUGUGGCUGUUCCCCACAUAACUAUGUUUUUAAUUGUGUCCACCAUCCCCAUUUUUUAAGCCCAUGUGAAAAAUGCUGUAUUUUUAAAAAUAUAAAUUGGUAAACUUC